AUGGCGUUACUGCAUAGACUCGCUUCUCCCUCGACAUUUCGCUUCGCUCCCGGUGUAUCGUCCAUAUUAUACAGAAGAGCUUCAACCAUGGCUCCCAAGCUCAGAGAUCCGUCCCUGCUGAAGCAGGAUGUCUGCUAUGUCAAUGGACAGUGGGUAGCUGCCAAGUCUGGCAAGACAUUCAAGGUCAACGACCCUGCCACUGGCGAAUUGAUCGGAACUGCCCCCGAAUUCUCCAUCGAAGACACCGAGUCAGCCAUCACUGCUGCCGCCGAUGCUUUCAAGACCUUCCGCUCAUUGACCGGCCGCGAGCGCUCCAAGAUGCUGCGCAAGUGGUACGACCUCGCCGUGGAAAACGCAGAGGAUAUUGCCCAGCUUAUUACUUGGGAGAACGGAAAGCCGCUUGCCGAUGCCAGAGGCGAAUCUACCUAUGCUGCCAACUUCUUUGAGUGGUUCAGCGAGGAGGCGCCGCGCGUAUAUGGUGAUGUCAUUCCUGCCACCGUGCCUGGAAACCGAGUGUGGACUCUCAAGGAGCCCGUUGGUGUCUGCGGUCUGAUCACACCUUGGAACUUCCCCGCCGCCAUGAUCACACGAAAGAUUGGCCCUGCGCUGGCAGCCGGAUGCACAGUCGUGUGCAAGGCUCCCGGAGAGACACCAUUCACAGCCCUUGCGCUCGCCGAGCUGGCUCACCGCGCCGGUAUCCCCAAGGGUGUUGUCAACAUUGUGACGACAUUGGACAACACCGUGGCCAUUGGCGAACUGUUGACGACCCAUCCCACCAUCAAGAAGGUUUCUUUCACUGGCUCCACUGGUGUUGGCAAGCUCCUUAUGAAGCAGUCAUCCGCCACACUCAAGAAGCUGUCAUUGGAGCUCGGCGGAAACUCCCCUUUCAUCGUCUUCGACGACGCCGACCUCGAUGCCGCUGUGGCCGGCGCCAUCAUGUCUAAAUUCCGAUCCUCAGGGCAGACUUGCGUGUGCGCCAACCGAAUCUACGUCCAGGAGGGCAUCUACGAGGCCUUUGUGACAAAGUUUGUCGAAAAGGUCAAGCAGUUCAAGGUCGGCAACGGCUUCGCCGAGGGCAUCACCCACGGCCCCCUCAUCCACGAGCGCGCCAUCUCAAAGGUCGACGCCCACGUCCAGGACGCCGUCAAGAAGGGCGCCAAGCUCCUCGUCGGCGGCCAGAAGCUGCCCGACGUCGGCCCCAACUUCUUCCAGCUCACUGUCCUCCGCGACAUGAAGGCCGACAUGGCCAUUGCCUCGGAGGAGACUUUUGGCCCCGUUGCCGGCCUCUUCCCCUUCAAGACCGAGGCCGAGGUCGUCCAGCUGGCGAACAACUCCGAGGUUGGCCUGGCCGGCUACUUCUUCUCUCGCGACUUGGAGCGGGUUCACCGAGUUGCCGAAGCUCUCGAGGUCGGCAUGAUUGGUGUCAACACGGGCAUCAUCUCCGACCCUGCGGCGCCAUUCGGCGGUGUCAAGGAGAGCGGUUUCGGCCGAGAGGGAUCAAAGUAUGCGGGGCGCCAACUCUCCAGCAUCCCCUCUCUCCUCCCAUUGACGAGCGUUACACACACAACCAGGGCCUCUCACGCCCCCUCAUCCGUCCGUCCAUUCAACAACUCCGCGCCUCUCCUCAAAAAGCGCAAAAUCGCCGGCGCAAGCAACAGCCCCUCCUCGCGAGACGCAGACUCAGCCGCUCCCUCACCUUCAUCAUCAUCAUCAUCAUCCCCCAGCUCCUCCAAGGCCGACCACGGACAUCCCAACCCCGAAGACCCCCUCGACUUCUCCUCCCUCACCGCCGCGUACGUCUCCAUCGACGCCCACUUCAAGACCCAGCUCCAGGCCGUCCUACACGGCGGCCGCUUCAACCCCGACGCCCUCGGCGCCCUCCCCGUCGCCAUCAAGGACGACGAUGGCUCCAAAGUUACUUUUCCCCUGCGCGAGCUCGCCCAGAUCGUGCCUCGCUCCGGACGCAUCAUUUCACUCCUCGUCAACGAGCGCGACUACCUCAAGCCCAUCAUGUCUGCCGUCCAGGCCAGCAAGGACUUCAACCAGCAGCCCCAGCGCUCCGACGACAACGAGCUCGAGCUCCUCCUCAAGGUCGAGAUGGAGCGCAAAGAGGACCUCGUGCGUCGUGUAAAGGACGCUUGUCAGGGCUGGAGGGAUCGUGUGCGUCAGGCUCGCACAAAGCAUGAGAAGGCGCUCAAGGACUGGAAGAAGAACGGUACUGUGUUGCCCGACGUGGUGCGCAAGGCGGAUAAGGAGCUGCAGAAGUUGCAGGACAAGAAGAUGAAGGAGAUUGAUGGCGAAGAGGCGCAGGUGAUUAAGCAGAUUGAUCGCAGGUAG
Messenger RNA from Trichoderma harzianum CBS 226.95, 2337 nucleotides. RefSeq lists its product as hypothetical. Gene Ontology annotation, molecular function: succinate-semialdehyde dehydrogenase (NAD+) activity. Gene Ontology annotation, biological process: GABA catabolic process. Lineage: Eukaryota; Fungi; Ascomycota; Sordariomycetes; Hypocreales; Hypocreaceae. The transcript has 6 exons. The coding region runs from base 1 to 2337 and encodes 778 amino acids. The record is from RefSeq and is a predicted model, not a curated record.